Messenger RNA from Trypanosoma grayi, 1011 nucleotides. RefSeq lists its product as hypothetical. The record is from RefSeq and is a predicted model, not a curated record. The transcript has a single exon. Lineage: Eukaryota; Euglenozoa; Kinetoplastea; Trypanosomatida; Trypanosomatidae. The coding region runs from base 1 to 1011 and encodes 336 amino acids.
AUGAUGAACACGAUUAUGUGGGCUGAGCGGCUGAAUCGCACCGCUGUGUUUGGGUGGUUCUACGCAAAGAAAAAUUAUACACCGCUGCGAACUCUUUAUGAUUUCUCAGAGAUUGCGCGGCGCUAUUGUGUGGUUUCGUAUACGACGAUGCGGAGUCGGCUGGCCAGAACGGGGGCGCUGCGUGGCGCGAGUGUUGGCUGCUACGGCUUGCGGCAGUGUCUCGUGCCGAAAACUGUGCGGAAAGUCGCGAAAGGUAUGACUUUGGUGCGGGACGUUGACACCUAUCUUUACGCGGGGCCAAAUGAAAUCAACAUUGUCCGAGACCGUGCCGUGCCACAACUGAUGGCAGCGAACGAAACUCUCGUUGUGGUCGGCGCGGCAACUGCCUUUUUUCUCUGUCGCGGCCUCGCGGACCAUGCAGCGAUUUACGGUCUUCUGCGGCCCUCAGCAUUCGUUGAGCGGAAGGUCACGGAGUUCCUCGACCGCUUCUUCACACCACGCAACCACUUCUUCGCUGUCCACCUCCGGCACCGCGAGGGGUCAUGCCCACGGGAAAUAGCCAGAAAACUCGUCCCCUUGGGAGCUGCGUUCAAAAAGUCCAUGGAUGUGGAGCGGCUGCAGCUGCUCUACCUGCAGUGCAACGCCAGCAUCCCGUACCUUGCUGCGCUUCAUGCGUCGCUGGGACUGCGGCUGUUUUCGUUUCCGCUGUUCGUUGCGCACGACGGCCAGGACCCCCACAUGCUGCCGUUGCUGACGUCACGGGGUGCACGGGUGUACGACGCCCAGCACUACGACAAGUUCGAGGAUUGCGACUACGGACUGUGCGCCCUCACGGUGGACUACUUUCUGAUGAUGUCUGGGGUGUACUUCAGUGGAAAUUCGAUAUCGUCUGUGUCUCAGAACGUGUGCUUUGCCCGUCUGGGCCGGGGCCAGGCCUCCCACGGUAUGGAUCCUGAGUACAUUCGCAUGGUGUCGCACGACGUGAUGGAUACAUCAACGUUGCCCGCGUAG